Messenger RNA from Amoebophrya sp. A120, 7699 nucleotides. The record is from the annotation of a GenBank genome assembly. Lineage: Eukaryota; Dinophyceae; Syndiniales; Amoebophryaceae.
AACAUCCCGUCGAACAGCCGGUGGCUCUUCCUGGCGGACCUGAAAAAAAACCAGUUUGGACUGAAGCGACAGGUGCUCGUCCACAUGUGCCGGAAAGAUGCCUCCUUGCUGCAGUUUCUGUGCGACAGCGUGCGGAAGUACGUCAAAUGGUUCAAGCGAGUCCACCAACCCAUGGUAUACAUAAACCACUUAGUCGGGGUCUCUAAUUUCUUUUCCAAUAAAUGGCGGAAACUGUUGUACCCUGUAGUGUCCAAUAUUUCUAGGUUUUAUCGCAAGACGGAAUUAAUUAUUGCUUAGAUGUGCGGCACAACAAUUCAUGAGCAAUUCAGUAGGGAGCUUUGAGAAAGAAAAAAAAAAAGAAAAAAUAUUAUAACAGGCCACUCUUCUCACCGCCGUGGCGCUCGAAAUUUUCAACGAGGACUUUGCGCGCAACAAUGCGAAGGCCGAGCGAGCGCUCCGCCCUUUGGCGCCUUUUCUCAUCUUUGGUCUGCAGAGCCCGCACCUGGAGGACCUGUUCGGCUGCAGUCUGACAAUCGCGUGUCAUUUGCUGUGCACCCUCGCCCACGACCACGUCGUGAGCCCGGUGAAACUCGCGCUCACAGCAGCUCGUCACGUGCGAAAUCACAGUACAGGAGAAGGAGAUUUCCUUGACGGAAGCUUAUCGGGAAGCAGCACGACGCAGCAAGUGCUGGCGUACGUCGAGUUGAUUUUCUAUCAGUUCUUUCACGCCGACCUGUUGACUGCGGCGGCAGACAAAGGCAUGCGAAACGUCAUGCUAUUGUUUCCGGAUGCGCUACUCCAGCAGUACUGUUCUGCAACGGGAAGCAGGAGCGCCAUGGAGAAUAGCCCCAGUACCUUGCUCCAGCUGUGGUGCCUGUGCCAGAUGACAAGUUGUACGUCCUCUACUUCUACACCGUCCAGAGGCGGCGCGGCGCCCUUCCCCGCUGUCCAGAAGCUCUUGAAAACUGCCAACCACCUGGAGGUGCGUGCGCUGAGCAGCGCGAUUUUCGUGCGUUUCUUCCAACUGGCUUGCGAAAAUGAAUCGACGCCGGCUUCGGAAGAUAAAAACGGAGAGGCGGGACCGAGCCCCAAAGACAUGCUGGUCCAGCAGUUGGCCGUUUUGCUGCGCCAGUGCAACCGGGCGCACCCGGUGACGGUAGGCCAGCAGAUUACGCACGUGCUGCAAAAGCUACCCGCCGCCGGAGAGAGUCAAGUUUUGAAGUCGGUUUUCACGGAAUUCGUCGGAGAAGCUUGUGAGCUCCUGGCCGUACAGGAAGCUGAAGGGGAACGGGAGCAGACGGCGAAUAAGAAAAACACUGAGGAGAAGAAAGUUCCGGUCUUCCGAGCACUCAGCCACACGUCAGCAGCGAUGCGCAAACUCGGGGUAGCUCGCGUCGUGUCCCAGGUGAAAGCGGCAUUGUUGCGAACAUCGGAGCUCUCGCCUGCAGAGAGGACGGGGAGCGUUCAAGACGGCGCUCCAAAGGGGAGCAAGCUGCGGUCACUGAUUCUGUUGCUGGUCCAGCGACUCCACGACGAGGAUCCAGCUGUUUUGGACGAGGUGCUCACGGGGGACAACACGUUUUGGGAAUCUGUCUUUGCACAGAAAGUUCUGAACGCCGCCGAAACUGCAGCGGUUGCACGGGUCGCGUUGCUGCUGUUGCAAGCGGAAUGUAGCACCGGCGUGCGGGAGAAAGACGCACUGUUUGCUCUCGCACCGGACAAGAGCAAGACGAAGGACGUGGGAGCGGGGGCGGUUGGCAGCGCGGACCGCUCUAAGGAGGAGGCGGGGAGGAACAAGCGGAUCAUCCAACUGGUAUACCUGCUGUCGGGCGCUAUGGACGAGGAAGGUUUUGAAGCGGCGGACUUCCGCGCGUUGCGUCUCCAGGUGAAGCCCUUGAUUCUUUUGCUGCAGACCCGGGAACAAGCCGGCGGUGCCGAGCGGAAAAAUCUUUCGGCGUUCAGUCCGCAGGAGCAACCUGCAACACUACUCGUCGCGCUGCGGGAACUGUUGCAGUUCAGCGAAGGGAUCAUGCAGCAACAGACGCAGGACACCGUGGGCCUGAGCGGAAGCCUGUUACCGCCGCUCCUCGGUAUUCAAGCUAUGGUCAAGAACUGCGUGUCGUGUUUGAAAGAGAACGACGAGAAAUCGGCUGUCGAAGAACGACCGGAGGAGCUCUUGGACCUUUUGGAGCGUUGCGUCCUUUCCACCCAGUGCGGUGUCUUCCUGGAGGAUCACAAAGCCAUCGCGAAAGGCUUCUCGCAACUACUCAGCUACCUGGCGAACGACCACGCGGGCAAGAACUCGGAACACGUUCAGAAGAUUGUCCUUCGUAUCGCCUUGUCCUUUCCCAAGCGGUUCAAGACUUGUCUUGAGCAGAUGGUGAAAAAUGAAAGCAGCAUGCAAGCGCGCAAGCACAUCCAUGCGUUCGCGUUCCGAGGUGGCGAGACCGCUCGGGUCCGGGCGCAUGCCCUGCUUCUGCUGUCGCGCUUCGCCGAACAGGAAACAGCAUAUGCGCUCGAGACCAUCGUCUCGCUGUUGCCGCUGCUCGGCGCAGAGUCCGCGGACGUGCGCCGGGCCGCCUUCCAGUAUCUACGAGCAACGAGACAGGGCGGGAAAGUGACGACCUCGGAAACCGAACCCGAAGCCGCCGCCUUGUUCGGAUACAACGUGCAGCACUGGACCGUGAACAAAACGUCUUUCGGCGUGACUUCGACGGAAAAAGAGCAGAAAAAAUUAAUCGACAAGCUCUUGGAGAACCAGACCGCGGUAGAGCAAGACCCGGCCUUCUUGGCGGAAACCGUGCGUGCCUUUCUGGAGGCCCGAUCAAGUGGCGAAAAAAACACGACUUCUUCUCUUCCUUUGUCAAUUGCCCUCCUGGCCACUGCGCUGGAGACGUCUCAGCGGGACGCCUUCCCGUGGACGAGUCUUCCGCGUGACGCGGUCCUCUCAUCUUUCAAAGCCAAGUUCCAUCCGAUUGCGGUCGCGAAAGAGCAGACGGUAAUCGCCGAUCACAGUCGGACCGUUGCUAUUCUUUGCGAGAAGUUGCUGCUGCGAUCCACGGAGGCCAUGACGGAGGGGGAGCGCGAGGGCCAGUCGCCCAUGUCCGAGGCGAUCACUUUUGUGGCAGAGCAAAAUUGCACUUUCGCCCUUGAUGUUGAAGAAGAAACGAAGAUGAAACAGCAGGUCAACGCGGCGGAGAAGUUGUUGACGCCAGCUGGCGUUGCGGUGAUCGCGGAAGCGUUGGGGCGGUUCGUGAAGGAGCCACGGUUCGACAUUUUGCUGCACUGGAGCGUGCAGCUCGCGACCACCCAGAAGAGCACCUGCUCGGAGAAGAUCCGUGACCGGGUUCAGUCCAGCUUUUUCGAAGCGCCGUGCCGGGUGAAAGAUCUGCAGUCCGUGAUUCUGCAGAGCUUACCACGGUAUAAAAAUGCGGGCAGCACGCAAGAACUGACACUGGCUGCGUCGUUGCUGCAAAGGAAAACCCAAGAGCUCUGCGCGGUUUGGAAAAAGGAGGAGGAGGCGAUCGAGCAGCAUUUGGAGGAGGUGUGCGAUUUACUGCAAGGAGUUCUACCGGCGUUCCAAGAGCUGAUCAACGAGAAGUCCGACCAGACGCCGGACCUAACGUCCAGCUUGUGCAACCUGCUUCUGUCCGUCCUGGAGCACGCGACGUUCGUGGGCGAAGAGUCCAAUCAAGCGGGGCACCUGAUGAUGAAGCUGGAUGGUGCCCAAGUAAACGCGUGUAACGCGCUGCAGGCUGUUGCAAAAAGCAGUGCGCAGAAUUCUCUUCAGGCCAGCAGCGGCACUACAGGAGCGAUGAAUACAACGUCUUCGUCCACCAAGCAAACCCAGAACCAGCACCAGCGGGAAAUCAUCAAAGUGCAGCCGGUGUCGACCACCGUCUUCGUCCACAACCUCCGGGCGGGGACGACGCUGCGGAAGAAUCGGUUGCAGUCGUUGAAGCAGUUCCUGAAGAACUUCACGCCCUGCACGGUGGACCCCUUUUUGCUGGCCGCCGCGGGCGCCACGCUGCGAAACUGCGUCGCCAAGCAGGGGCGGGCGGCCGGGAUGUGCUUCCUGUACUACUUUUUCCAGUCGCUACGCCACGUGCCCAGUGCGUCCGUGGAGGAGAUCGCUCGAGACGUGCUCGUGCACUACGCAAACCUCGCGGGGGAGAUCGGCGCGGCUGUGGAGGAAACUGCGAACAGCGAAGACGAACUUUCCGAAGUAGACGCCCGCCGCGAGGAGACCACCACUCCCGACAACGAUCCGCACGCCACGACCUUCGAUCUUGCAGCGGUGCUGCUUCCGUGGCUCGCCGCCUACGGGCAGACCAACGGCGCCGAACGGGUGCGGCUCGCGACCCAGGUGUUGCACGACUUCCACUUCGCCCACGCGCAACAAAAGUCAGACACGACACCGGCCCUUGGGCAGUUGGCUGCGUUACUACGCGACGGGGUGGCGGAGGUUGGCCGUCUGCAGUACUACCAAACAGCGCUAAAUUACGCCAGCACUUUGGCGAAGCAGAGCCGCCGGAAAAGUUCCGCGGACGAAGGUAGCUCGAGUGUGGACGGUGGAGACGAGGGGCGGGCGGCGCAAGGUGUUCUUGACAACUGGAAGAAUAAACGCGAUGCGACGGAGACGUUUUUCGAGUACCUGUUCCGCGAGGAGGGGAAGGAUCGGGGCAGCAGCUUGCAGAACCUGCAGAUCACGGCGCCGGAGUUGUGCGUGCAGCUGACCGCAAGGUACCUCGUUCAGCACCAGGAGUUGGGCACCGCCUCGGCCGAGAGCAUCAACCGUCUGGUGGAGUCGGUCCUCCUUGCGGAGUCCUACUUGUCGACAAGCGGCGGAGGCAAUGGUACAACAAUUUCAGCAGCAGAAGCAGGAGUGAGUAAUUAUACCCCGGCUCCUGCGCCGGCGCACCAACAGCAGACCGGCGGGGGCGCCAACAAGAAGAUGAAGUUGUUAUCCCCCCCCGUGAACAAGCGGCGUGUGUUGCUGCUCCGCCCUACGCAAGACGUGCGCAAAGCGGUAUUCGCAAACCUGAUCCAGAGCUGCACGGACGCCACCGGCCUGUCAAUGUUGCCGCUGUACCAGGCAUUGGAGCACGUGCUGCGAAAUAUUGCCGUUUCCAGGUCGGGCAGCAAGACGGACCUGCUCUAUGUAACCCUCACGGCGGUCCUGGAAACCAUUCCAGAGAUGACCUGGCGGUAUGAAGCGGAAGAAGUGGAAGCAAGUACCGUGGUGCAAAAUGCGGAGGACAAGAAGUCAACGACGGAUGCUGAGCGGCAGAAGGGGAAGAAGAGGAAACUAGAGGAGGAUGAGCAAGAAGCGGACCCGGAUGUUGUAGAGUCGCUGAAAAGGAUUGUUGCUCUUGUCGCACAAACGUGUUUGGCCAGCCCAGAAAAUAAUGAACAAGCUACCAGCAGCUGCACCGGAAAUACGCCAGGUUCAUCGCAGCGAAAUCUUUUGUCGCGGAAGGCAUUGCACGACAAGGCCUGGCAGCUGCUCACGAAGAUCCACCAGAGCGCCCCGCUGUUUCUGGCGUCUGUCUGCAGUGCUGAACUGUUGCCGAAAAUUCCGCAACAGCUACACACAGAAACAGGUGGCAAGGCUUUGAUCCCGAGUAGAGACUUGCUGCUUUUCGUCGCUGGCGCUGCAAAACAGAUUCCGCGUAAGUUGCUGCUGCCGUCCCUGAAUGGGCUUGUGGCGCCUUUACUUAGCUGUUUGCGACAAAACUCCGAGAGGGUGGCAGGGAGUACUGUUGUUACAAGCGGCACCGCCACCUCUUCGGCACUGGACGUGGUGUGCCUGGCCCUGUCCAACUUCGCAGCCUCGUGCGGUAAAUAUCUGACGAAUUUCUUUUCGCAGUUGUUGGAGAUCUACUUGUCCGCGGAGAACCCUCAGCAAUUUGACGCUCUGCUGAAAACCUGGCUGCAGUCGCUUCCGUUUCGGGCUCUCCUGCCGCUGUUUCGCGACCAGGUGCGGAACGCGAACAGCAUGGAAACAGCACCGGGCGAAGCGACAACCGAGGCCGUGCGCAACUCGUGCAAACUGGCUUACCUGUUCCAGCACUUGAUCGCAGAGACCAAGCCAGACGUCGUGGCUCCGUUCGCCACUGCGAUCUUUGACGACGUCCUGGCUCCGCUCACGGACUUUUUCACGAGCUCUGCUGCCGGGGAGCGAAACUUGGAAAUUACCGCGGGCAUUUACGCGCAGUUUGCGCUGCGUCUGGAACUGAAGCAGUUGACCCCUUUCUGGGACGCGACACUGAAGACCGCGCGCAACGGCGCAUCGGUGUUGAUGGCAGACAUUACCGAGGCACCAGCGGAUGGGACCAGAACAGGAAGUGGAAAGCAGGUACUUAAUGAAUGAUUCACCGCAGUAGAGUGUUGUAGUUUCUAACCAUUGAAGAUCGCGCGUUUUUUGUUGUUUUGGUAUGCAAGAACGGUGUUGUGACAGUAUAUCAUGUAUGCAGCAAAUUUUGUCACCACAUCAUACUAUCGGCAAUUGUCACCACAACAGGAUGCGUCGAAAGCAAAUGCCGUCGCGCGACGCCGCGCGGUAGCUGUGUUUGAGAGUUUACGGGCGCUGGUCCACGAAGCAAAGGACAUUGUGGCGGUGCCAUUCCUGCGCAAGGUUGCCAAGGACGUCGCUCACGUUUUGCGAGAGGCGAAGCCCAAGAGAGCGGAUGCCGCGAUUUCCCGGACCAAGAAGAACCCGAAACGCGCGAAAAACGCGGACCUGACGACGGACGGGGCUUCGUACGACAAGACGCUGGUGGUUUCAGCGCUGGAAGCCGUCAAGGUAUGUCUGGAAGCGCCCGCGGAGCCUUCUUUUGGGACUGAAUUACUGACCGAACUGGCGACUCCCCUGCUGGAGUGGUUUGACUUGCUGUGCACUAACCACGGACACACGUACAAGCGAGCAGGCGGAACGCGAACGCCGUGUGCCAGGCUGUAUGAACUGCUGCAGGAACAACUGCAGCAUCAAGAGGGGACGAGGAGUACAACGAGUUCUACUACGCCAAGUGCAAUAAAAACGACAACAUGCACGGAAAUAAUGAAUGCAUCUGCUAGAUCGCAAGCUGAACUUCCGGUUGAGCUUCUACUUCAGCAGACCGUGGUCGCCUUGGUGCACCAGCUCGCGGACGAAACCGAACGCAAGCAGGUGCUGUUAUCGCUGCUGCACAAGACCCAGGAACCGUCCGCUGGGGAGGCGGUGAAGGUGGCACUGCUGAAAACGGUGAAAGCGGUGUGGAAGAAGGAGAACUGCGGUGUCGUCACCUCGCUCUCCGACACCCUGCUGUUUGCGGUGGAGCUGCUGGAAGAUGACUCGGAACUGGUGGAAAGACACACGAAGGAACUCCUCAAACUCGUGCAGACCAUCACCGGCGAAGAUGUGCAGGCCUUGCUGAAGGAAAAGAGGUGAAAAAGAAGGUGUAGACACGAGGAGAAAUAACGGGAAGCAUUAGCUCUUCCGAUGAUGAAUUUGUGGUGACGAGUGUGGUGGAUAAGAGUCGAUGCAAUUUUUACUAAGAUCGACGCAGUAGAUGGUACAAUGUGGAAGGCGAUUAUUGGCUUCUUCCUUCUACCAUGAAAUGAGCAAGAAAUAAUGCAAUUAUGUCGCUCAUGAUAAGCUUACGCAUCAUCGUCCAGAUUUUUAUGAUGUCAGUGAAGACCACUACAUUCGCAUUUCCAG